AUGUCGUUCUGGUUCGAUCGGUGGCACCCUGAGUUUCAGCUUGAUAUCUUCAAUCCAAAUGCUGAUAUCAAAUUGAAACUCAUGGAUUUCUAUCAUGAUGGUGCCUGGUCUUUUGAUGAUCUCCUUCCCACUAUUGGCCCAGCGAUGCCCCCUACUUUUCUUAGCAAUCUAUCACCACCCGAAUCAUAUGGUGGUUCACGAACUGUAAAGUUUUACUCAGCUUCGUUUACAGAUGAUCUCAGUCAAGUUGUGGAUCAUGUUUCAGCACGUUAUACUAAAUCCAAUAUAUAUGCUGUUGGCUGGUCCCUUGGUGCUAAUAUUCUUGUUCGCUUCCUGGGUCAGGAAUCUCGUAAGCAUGCUCUUUCAGGGGCAGUAUCCUUGUGUAAUCCUUUCAAUUUGGUAAUUGCAGAUGAGGAUUUCCGUAAGGGCUUCAAUAAUGUUUAUGACAAAGCUCUUGCUAGAUCUUUGAGAAGAAUAUUUAAGAAGCAUGCUCUUCUAUUUGAAGGCCUUGAUGGUGAAUAUAAUAUACCUAUGGCGGCUAAUGCCAGGACUGUCAGAGAAUUUGAUGAAGGGUUAACUCGCGUUUCAUUUGCUUUCACGUCAGUUGAUGAUUACUACUUCAAUGCCAGUAGUUCAAGGACAAUUGAGCAUGUUAGAACACCUUUGUUAUGCAUACAGGCUGCUAAUGAUCCAAUUGCACCAGCUAGAGGAAUUCCUCAUGCAGAAAUCAAGGAAAAUCCUCAUUGCCUUCUUAUAGUUACCCCGCAAGGUGGUCAUCUUGGCUGGGUAUCAGGAGAUGAAGCUCCAUUUGGAGCUCCUUGGACUGAUGCGGUAGUGAUGGAAUUCUUAGAACAUAUUCAUGAAGGUAAAAACACCACUAGAAGCAGCUCUGGUGAUGAGAACAGAGUUCAACAAUUUUCAACAUCUGUAACUGUGCAUACAAAAUGAUAAUUUUGGAGGCAAAUCAGUAUUUUGGACUCUGACACUUGCACACAAUUUAUUUGUGAGAUUCAUUCCAAUGGUAGUCCGUCGAGUCUAAACAAGGAUGGCCAACUUCAGAGAGUUCUUUGAAACAGAAUACACGCAAUUAACAAUUGAUUGAUCAGUAUUUAUAUGAACGUUGGGAAUUAUGUGAAGUGCACACAAUUGUGUACUUCAAAUGUCGUGCACCAUGGAAAUUGUAUCAUGCUUUAUAGGUUCAGAAAUAAUUCAGGUUCAGAAAAAAAUGUAAGCCAGCAAUUUGCCAUUAUUGGAAUUUCACAUUUUGAAUCUC
Molecule: messenger RNA, 1273 nt
Organism: Asparagus officinalis (garden asparagus)
Lineage: Eukaryota; Viridiplantae; Streptophyta; Magnoliopsida; Asparagales; Asparagaceae
Product: embryogenesis-associated protein EMB8-like
Exons: 8
Coding region: 1-948 (315 amino acids)
Molecular function (GO): short-chain carboxylesterase activity; monoacylglycerol lipase activity
Source: RefSeq, a predicted model, not a curated record